CAGGAACCAAAAGGCGAUUGUGCCAGCUUAUCCAAUUAUAUUUAAAUGUUUUAAUUACUAUUCAAUUGGUGAAUUGAAUUGAAUGUGUUUGGAUACGUUUCACAAAGUUUCGCUGUCAACCAAGUUUAGAUGGCAGGCUAUAAUGUAGUUGUUGGACAGCAACGUUGUAGUAGCCUACGUGGUCUAAUGCUAUCAAAACAAAUGCUAACAAACAAAACUGUCCAUUUGGAGGAAUCUAAUAGUGUUACUAGCUAGGUAGCUAGCUAUCACCAUUCUUAUAUUUCAGAUCACGUCAUUUUCGAUGUGGACGGAAUAAGUAGUAACAAUCAUACAUUUGCGGUCGCUGAAAACUAGCUCAUUAAAUUGGCUGGGUAGCAAGGCAGCUACUACUCACAUAGCAGGGGAUGAAGAAAGGGAGCUGGCGGGACAGGGACCGUGACCGCAAACGAUACAAUCGCCGCCCAGAAUGGCAGAGGGACCACUCCGGUCACAGAACACAGGAACAAAGGUAUGAAGGUGGAGCUGCUGGCCCAUCGCACAGGACCCAGGUGCACACUGGUGACACCAGCAGCUCAUUACCUGAGGCGCAAGCUGCAGCCCCAGAACUGCCAGGCUUCUACUUUGACCCAGAGAAGAACCGCUAUUUCCGGCUAUUGCCGGGUCAUAACAACUGCAACCCACUCACCCGAGAGGGGUUGCGCAAGAAGGAGCAGGAGAGUCAGCGGGUCCGGCUGCUCGAGGAGGAUGAGCAACCCAGGAAGAAGUCCCUGAGAGCUGGUCUAAACUCAACCUUGCUCCUACAAAAGAGACACCUGGGACUCCUGCCUGAGAGAUCGUACUGCAGGCUGAUCCACGAGCUGAAGGUGAGCAGCAUGAGGCGGCACAAACUGGACGUGCAGAGCUCGGACUCCAGCAGCCCCAACACCGACAACUUCCGCCUCAUCGUGGCGGACUCUGCUUGUGAGCGGGUGUUCACGGUGAACGACGUGGAGCACGGAGGCUGCAAGUGUGGCAUCAUGAACUUCCGUGGGUGCAGUAAAGGCUCGCUGUCCGUGGAGAUGUGCGACAACCUGCACUUCACCAACCGCAAGGUGAACUCCAUCUGUUGGGCUUCAGUGACACACUCUGACUCCCAUGUGCUAUUGUGUCUGGUGGGCAUUGCUGAGACACCAGGCUGUGUCAGCCUACUACCUGCUUCCCUAUUCAGCAACUCAAACCCAGACCAGCCGGGGAUGCUGUGCAGCUUUAAGAUCUCCACCGCCUGGUCGUGCGCCUGGUGCCUGAACCCGCAGGCCGACAAGAACUUCAGCACGGGGCUGUCGCGGCGUGUGAUCGUGACGGACGCGGUGACGGGGCGGAGGCAGACGUACGGGAUCAGCAGCGACGUCCUGGCGCAGCAGUUCGCCCUGCGGGCCCCGGUGCUGUACAACGGCUGCCGCUCCGGAGAGAUCUUCAGCAUCGACCUGCGGCAGAGAGCCCGGCGCGGGUCCGGCUGGAAGGGCUGCCGCUUCUUCCAGGACUCGGCCAUCACCUCCGUCCGCAUCCUGGACGACGAGAACUACCUCCUCGCCGCCGACAUGCUGGGAAAGAUCAAGCUGUGGGACCUGCGGGUAACCCGGGCGGUGCAGCAGUACGAGGGACACCACAACGAGCACGCCUACCUGCCGCUGCACGUCAACGAACCGGAGGGGCUGUUGCUGGCUGUGGGUCAGGACUGCUACACGCGGAUGUGGAGCUUAGGCGACGGGCGUCUGCUGCGCACCAUCCCCUCCCCCCACCCGGCAGGGAAGGACUCGGUGCCCAGCGUGGUGUUCUCCUCCCAGCUGGGCGGCUGCAGGGGCCUGCCGGGGCUGCUCAUGGCCGUCCGCCACGACCUGUACUACUUCCCCUACAACUGUGACUACCAGGACGGGACGGGGGCGGGCCCUCACUUGCUGAGACGGGGGCAAACCAGCCUGCUCGCGCAAGAUGGGCAAACGACUGCCGACGUGUCACAGGAAAACCAAGGGAGAGGCGCAGCCACGCAGGUCAAGAUGGGGGAGGAGCAAAGUUAGGCAGGGAAAGAGGAGUGGGAUUAUGCAGAGAAAGGUGUGAGGAGAGGCGCAGUAGGAAAGGCGAAGAAAGGCAGAACCACCAAGCGGCUGGAAAUGCACUUGGAGGAUUUACCCAGAAUUCCCUCCACAUGCUUGAGCCCCAUUUGAGCUGCAUUUGCACUGCCCACAAUGAACUUUUAACAAAGACUAUUUUUUAAUAACGACCUCAGAAAGUGCAAUUUGUAGUAACGGAUGGGUUUGUUUUAUGGGGGGAAAAACAGUUAGCCAUUUGCAGAUUUUUUUUUUAAUGAUACAGAUUAAAAAAUAGAAAAGAAUGUUAAGCAAUGGUUUCUAAAAAUGCAUUUUAUCAAUGAAAGAGUAUGUGCAUCAUUUUGAAAGGAUGUAAAGCGGUAAUAAACACUUUUGCAAUGUUUGACCACU
This is a messenger RNA of Anguilla anguilla (European eel), 2474 nucleotides long. RefSeq names its product WD repeat domain 21 (gene wdr21). NCBI's taxonomy places the organism in Eukaryota, Metazoa, Chordata, Actinopteri, Anguilliformes, Anguillidae. The coding region runs from base 405 to 2054 and encodes 549 amino acids. Gene Ontology annotation, cellular component: Cul4-RING E3 ubiquitin ligase complex. Gene Ontology annotation, molecular function: protein binding. The transcript has 14 exons. The record is from RefSeq and is a predicted model, not a curated record.